AUGACAUCUGUGAACUUGGCUGUAUACUUGACUUGUCUGUUCUUGGGGAGAAUAGGCUUGGGAACUAACUUGCCUGUACAUGUGCGUCAAGAGAGUGGUUUCCUAUUAGCUAAUGUUGGAGACAAUGUGACUUUGCAAUGUUUCUAUGCAAGUGAUGUUGCAGCAGUAUUUCUCUGGUAUAAGCAAACUCUGGGACAGAAACCAGUGCUCAUCUCCACCUUCUACAAACAUGAUAAAGUUGGAACUUUCAGUGAUGAUUUCACGAACAGUCAAAGGUUCUUCUUGGAAACCAAAGACGGCAAGAACCACUUGACAAUCACAGAUUUGCGCAUCUCAGAUUCAGCUACUUAUUACUGUGUAAGCUGCAGCUCAUACAAGUUUGAAUUUGGAGAGGGAACUAUAGUCAGUGUGAAGGGUUCAGGUUUCCAAGCUUCAGUGAGGCAGUCAGAAGAUGAGACCAUCCAGUCAGGAGACUCCAUAAGCUGUACAGUAAACACUGGUAUCUGUGAUGGACAGCACAGUGUUCACUGGUUCAAAAACGAAGAAGAACCUCAUCCAGGACUCAUUUAUACUGUCGGAGGCAUGAAUAAUCAGUGUGAGAGAACAUCCAAUACACAAACACACACCUGUGAAUACAACUUGCCAAUAAAUAGCCAGAAUCUGUCUCAUUCUGGGACCUACUAUUGUGCUGUUGCCUCAUGUGGACGCAUUCUGUUUGGAAACGGGACCAAACUGGAAUUAGCAGAUGAGGUGAACUCUUCUGACUUUCUUGUGCAUUUUUUAAGUGGAGCUUUGGCAUUCACCACCAUUCUGAAUGUUUUAAUGGUCUUCUUAGUUCACAAAAUGAAAGGGAGCAACAGCUGUCAAUGUACAGACACAAAAGCAAGAUCUUCCUCCACAGCUAAUACAGAGGAGUACCAAGAUGCAGACAACCUCCAUUAUGCAGCUUUAAGGAACCAAAGGUUUAAUGCAUCAAGAAGACAGAGGGAAGAUUCCUCCAGUCAGUGUGUCUACUCCAGUGUAAAGCACUAGAGGUGGACGUGCUUCAUCUUUAAUAAGUCUCUCGGUAAAUGGUGUCAACAUCUAUUAUGAGUUGUGAUAUGAAUUAUGACGAUCAGUACAAAGCACUGGGCUGUGGUUAAAUACCUCAGAAACCUUACUGAACUGAUGUGUUUUUAAAAAUGUUUUAGCAAUGGUGUCAUAUUUCUAUUACUGCUAUAGUUGUAGUAUCGGUCUCUCAGUACUGCCACCACAGAAGUAGGCCAGAUCUUAUUGUAUUUUUAAUGUCAGUACAAUAGGAUGCAGUUAAAUAUAAUGUUCUAUAUACUGGGCAGUAUCUGUUAUGUGUGUUGCUACAAACCUAACAAUCUCUUUAUGGCCUCCCGUGUGAUCUGAAGUCAAAAGAUUCGAUCUCUGUAUGCUCUUCUAAGGGUAAGCAUAUUUUCGAAGCUUUACUGUCUUUGCAUUUGUAUGUGCAUGCAUGAUUUUAAGAAGGAAGACAUCACAAUACGACUUUAUUUUCUGCCAUAAUACCUAUGUACAUAUAAUCCUUUGAACCUUUUUGUGUAUUACACUGAUGCUGUCAUGCAA
This is a messenger RNA of Acanthochromis polyacanthus (spiny chromis), 1590 nucleotides long. RefSeq names its product immunoglobulin kappa light chain-like. Gene Ontology annotation, biological process: response to bacterium. The record is from RefSeq and is a predicted model, not a curated record. NCBI's taxonomy places the organism in Eukaryota, Metazoa, Chordata, Actinopteri, Pomacentridae. The transcript is spliced from 5 exons. The coding region runs from base 1 to 1032 and encodes 343 amino acids.